AGAGUAUAGCUAACAUGUCGAAGCAAGUAGUUAUCGUUGUUACCUACUUUGCAGGCUUCUUAUGUAUACUACUCUCAUGUUACAUUUCGCGACCUCCGAUACAUACCGUGCUUCGACUGGGCACCAUCGAUUGAACGCUUUGUCUAGUUCGAAAUUUGAGGAAUAUUGUACGAUAUACGUCUUUAAUACGCUUCGCCAGAAUUCUUUUUUAUACUUGACUUGAGGCUGCGGAGGCGUUUUACAUAGAUCGGCAAGUUCUAAACAGCAUACGCCUGUCGAACGAUCUUACUUUUUUGUCAGAUAAGAAAGUUCCACCGGCCUUCCUUAAUACUAUUUCUUUUUCCCGGAUCGUCUCACAGCACUAUCUAUCGGUUUCCGGGACCUUGAACGGCCUCAAUCUAACUUCUGACGACGUUUCAAACGAGCCUUUCGCGGCCAAGAUCAACUCAUAUCCUCCCACCCAGAACUCGCAAUUACAAUUACACCAAAAAUAGCAUUGUUGCGAUAUUUUCACCCGAAAUUAUUAUAAGCGCCGGGGCUUGACUGAUCACCGCAUUGAAGGUAAGGCAUUUAUUCAGUUUAUACCUAAUUUGGGGAUUUAGCCGCCGGGAAGUCUAUCAUCCCAGCAAACAUUCCCAAAUCUAUCCAUGAUGCCCAGUGACGAGAUACGGAUUCUAUAUUAAGCCUCCAGUUGAACUUGUUUAUAUUUGGCUUUGUUUCUCUCGUUUGCCCCUUUUCUCCGCCCACCUUUUGUAACCUUUUUUUUGAGCCACCCAAUUGACCAUGGAUGCCCCUUCGAUCGAGAAUGUUAUACACCCAAACCAAAAUCCUAACCAUAUGCCGGAGCUAAUACAUCUUUCCUAUCAGUGGCAAGAUUCAGCAGAGCCUCCUGCAUUCGCUACAUGGAUGGCCUCCUCAGAGGUGGACCAAAAGUUUUUGGGCCACUUUGCAACAGCGACGAGCCACACGAAUCCUUUUCUCUCUGGAAUGCUUUAUAAGAUUCUCGGCCUUUCAGUGGUUCUAUCGAAGAAGCUUCUUCGAGCCCGCAAGUUACGUCGACUAGAUCCAACCCGAGAAACUAAGUCGCUACACCUUUACCACCAUAUCUUAUGGCUUUCGCGCGAGGGAUUGAUCAUGGUGGAACAAUAUAUCCUUCCGAUGGUUACUGAUUAUGUCGACUUGAAAGUCCUAUCAUACAAGCUCCAAGCCUCUUUCUACCACAUUUUUGUCCUUUUUCACAACCAACCAAGGAUCCACAAUUCUGGAAUUCACACCUUUUCUUCCUCAACCUCACAUAUUGAUCUUACGAAUGGUUCCCGAAACGGUCGAUCAGAAGUUGAUCCAGCAGGUCAGCGAGAUUCCAUUGUGCCUUCGCCUCCACCAGCCAUGGGUGGACCUGUAGGGGGUGGUAACCGCGCGCAAUCUCGGCCACCAGGGCUUGUAAUACAGCCCGAAACCCCCAAGAGCGCUGCAUCAUUUAUUCUCCCAGCACUCGAUUACACUCCGCGUGCCACAGCAUGCUUUACUUACGCAGCUCUGCUCGCCGACCAACUCCUUCCAGGCUCUCACCCCAUUAGACUCUCCGUCAAACUCGAAUAUGCGGCAUAUUUGUACGAUUGUCUUAAUGACGCAACCGCCUGUAGGCGACUUGCCAAGCAGGCUAUCGCAGAUGUAUACAAUGCCCAAGAAGGAAUGGACGACGAAAGUUUCGAAGAUGCAGCUGAGUUGGUCGGUAUUCUAGGCAAAAUGGUGAAGAGAGGAGGGAAAACGAGCAGUGGAGGUACAAGUAGUGUGGCUGGGGGUGAUAAGUCCUGGAGCGAUGGAACUCAAAGCACCCCGACUCGUGUCGGCGCAAGUGGAGAGAAUACACCGCAAUUAUGGCAAAAGAGAACACCUACUAGCUUAUCAGGCGUCUCGCCGAUUGUGAAUGACCCAAUAAUGGGUCAGCCGAUUUGAUACAGGAAUACAGAUACAUCCAGAAAGCCUAUUACCGGAUAGGUUGAGAGUAUCCAUCCUGGCCCUUUUCUUCUUCUUUCUUCUUCUUCUUCUUCCUCCUCCUCCUCCUCCUCCUCCUCCUCCUCAUUUGUGAUUUAUAUUCUUUGGUGUGGUGCUUUGCGUUUUGUGCAGGGAGGGAUCACUGCGUUAUUAGAUCUGCAUUUCUACUUAGUAACAUUAACUAUCUAUA
Coccidioides posadasii C735 delta SOWgp is the source of this 2185-nucleotide messenger RNA. RefSeq lists its product as uncharacterized. The record is from RefSeq and is a predicted model, not a curated record. Lineage: Eukaryota; Fungi; Ascomycota; Eurotiomycetes; Onygenales; Onygenaceae. Gene Ontology annotation, biological process: intracellular protein localization; signal transduction. Gene Ontology annotation, cellular component: cytoplasm.